AUGAAUGCCUAUGCCCAUUUGCUUUGGAUUCAAAGAAGUUCUUCUGGUGUGAUGUCUAGCAGUAACCUCAUGGACAUAUGGGACUGUCUAUGUAAAAAUCUCGAAAUAAGGGAUGUUACGUUGGAAGAUGUUGCCAAGAAAGGGAAUGUUGAUCUUCGCUUGCUCUGUGGGGUGGCUUACGGAAGAUCCUGGUUCGGUAGGUGGGGAUACAAAUUUUGGAGAGGGAGUUAUGGAGUAGAUGAAGUGAAGUAUGAGAUUGCCCUAGCUUGUCUCUGUAACCUUGACAUUUCUCAGGUUGUUGAAGUGUUUCGCAAGGUGGAGGAUCAAUAUGCUCUAGUUCAUCGUCUAAAGAGAAUACUUGAAUGUUACGAAAGUCUCAGUCCUUCCCCAUUCAAGACUUUAAGUGACUUGCUUACGUUCAUGCUGACUUAUCCUGCCAAAUCAAUGAUGGCAAAAGAGGCACAUACCAUUGCUAGUAUACCCCGCAAAAGUUGGACUAGGGACCAAAUAAAGGAGGCGUUAAUGGUACUGAUCAACAUACUGGAUAAGAGAGGCCCUAUAAGAGGGGAGGACCUCAGUGAGGCAGCUAGCUCCGAAGUGAGUACAAGUGAGCUACUGGACUAUGCAAUUUCAACAAUGAAGAAUCUGAAGUGUGCGAGGCACCAAAUUGUAGCUUGCAAGGAGAAUCCAAUCUCAAAUCUGAUGGAGUAUGGACUGGAGACUCUUCCUCUCCUAACAACUGAGCCCCUUGAUGUUCACGGUGAUGCAGUUUUUGUAUAUGAAACUGUUGUUCUACAAUACCCCGAAGUCGGCAGUGAAUAUUCAAUGGUGAAGUUGUGUGUAGACACCAUGUUAAAAUACAAUUACCUUAUGAAGGGAACUGAACCAUGUUGCAAAGGCUCUGGUAAAAAGGUGGAGUGCAAGUGUGGCAUGUCUAAAGAUGAUGGAGAAAGAUUCUUGAAAUGCAACUUGUGUGAGGUCUAUGAGUACUUGAAGUGCAGUGGGAUGGAUAAAACUGACACCGAGGCAUAUGUGCAUAUCUGUGAUUGCUGCCUUACAGAACAGAAGGAAAAGCAGCUUGUUGCGGAAGCAAAGGAGAAGAGCAAGGCAGAGCUAGACAUUAUUGGAGAAGAUGAAGUCAGGCAAACCUAA
Messenger RNA from Rosa chinensis, 1152 nucleotides. Its product is annotated as PHD finger protein MALE MEIOCYTE DEATH 1. The transcript has 2 exons. The coding region runs from base 1 to 1152 and encodes 383 amino acids. Lineage: Eukaryota; Viridiplantae; Streptophyta; Magnoliopsida; Rosales; Rosaceae. The record is from RefSeq and is a predicted model, not a curated record.